UCCUUUUCAUUCUCCUCUUCCACUUCCUUCAAACUAAAAAAAAAAAAAUUAAUAAAUUGCCACCAUGAAGCCAAACCAAGUUUUUAAUUCACUCAAUCCCCAAGAACUCUCCAAGCUCGAUAAAACUAUCAAAACCUACCACACUUUUUCUCCAUCUCCAAACACAUGCACAUCCUUCAUCAAACAACGCAUAGAAGCUCCUCUUACCAACAUCUGGCCUUUCGUUCGCGAUUUCGCGAACCCCAAAAGGUACAAGAGCUUCAUCAAGAGUUGCAAAAUAAGAGCCGGUGAUGGAGAAGUUAUCGGUAGCAUAAGAGAUGUUGCAAUCGUCUCAGGGCUGCCAGCUUCCUCAAGCAUCGAAAGACUGGAGAUGCUCGACGAUGAGAAGCAUAUUCUGAGCUUCAAAAUUUUGGGGGGUGAUCACAGGCUGCAGAAUUAUUGUUCAGUCACUUCUGUUUGUGAGUUUGAGAAGGAAGGUAAUGGGAGUGAAUUUGAAGUUUAUAGCAUUGUUUUGGAGUCCUAUGUUGUGGAUAUUCCUUUGGGAAAUAGUGAAGAGGAGACUAGAUCUUUUGUCAACACUUUGGUGAAGACGAACCUUGGAAAGCUUGAAAAAUUGGCAAUGGCGUCUUUGAAAGGAAAUUGAUGGAUAUAACUGGUGUGUGAUAAUAAGUUAGCUAGCUCUAGAUGUUUCAAUCGUCUCACGGCUGCCACCUUCCUCGAGCACCGAAAGAUUGGAGAUGCUCGACGAUGAGAAGCAUGUUGUGAGCUCCAAAGUUUUCGGGGGGUGAUCACAGGCUGCAGAACUAUUGUACAGUCACUUCUGUUUGUCAGUUUGAGAAGGCAGGUAAUGAUAGUGAAUUUGAAGUUUAUAGCGUUGUUUCGAAAGUCCUAUGUUGUGGAUAUAUAUUCCUGAUGUAAACAGUGAAGAGGAGAGAAGAAUUUUUGUGAACAGUUUGGCGAAGACGAACCUUGGAAAGCUUGAAAAGUUGGCAAAGGCUUUGGCGUCUUUGAAAAGGAAAUGGAUGGAUAAGAUAGGUGUGUGUAAUUAAUUAUUUUAGAUUAAUUGUGUCCUAGGUUUGUGAUUAUGACUUGGUUUAGUGUUAUUAUUAUAUAUAUUGUGUGUAAUGUUGUAAAUGUUUUAUUAUAUUAUGGCUAUUAAUUAAGCAUGUUUAAUUAU
Messenger RNA from Pistacia vera, 1177 nucleotides. Its product is annotated as abscisic acid receptor PYL3-like. Gene Ontology annotation, biological process: abscisic acid-activated signaling pathway. Gene Ontology annotation, cellular component: nucleus; cytoplasm. The transcript has a single exon. The record is from RefSeq and is a predicted model, not a curated record. Gene Ontology annotation, molecular function: protein phosphatase inhibitor activity; signaling receptor activity; abscisic acid binding. The coding region runs from base 65 to 643 and encodes 192 amino acids. Lineage: Eukaryota; Viridiplantae; Streptophyta; Magnoliopsida; Sapindales; Anacardiaceae.